Aspergillus pseudoviridinutans is the source of this 1056-nucleotide messenger RNA. RefSeq names its product MBL fold metallo-hydrolase. Gene Ontology annotation, molecular function: transferase activity. The record is from RefSeq and is a predicted model, not a curated record. Lineage: Eukaryota; Fungi; Ascomycota; Eurotiomycetes; Eurotiales; Aspergillaceae. Bases 1 to 1056 code for a protein of 351 amino acids. The transcript has 4 exons.
AUGCCCAGCUCCGAUCUAGUAGAGAUUGACUCUCUUGAAGCACUCGUCAUCAUAGACAAUGAGCUCGACCCUUUGUCGCCCGUCGCGCCAGACACCGUCCAUGUCUCCGGCCUCAUGGCUAGUCUUGCGGCGGGGUCGCCUCACGACCUCAAGGAGAGGGGUGAUGCUCAGAAAGAGCUGAGAAUGGAAGACAUCUGCUGCUCUGCUCACGGGUUGUCAAUACUGGUGACUGCGACGAAAGGUGAUGUGAGCCACUCGGUGCUCUUCGACGCAGGUCCGGAGGAAGAUGCUUGGGAGAGGAACGCGAAGCGGCUAAGGGCAGAUCUUGCCUCUGUAGAGGUUAUCCAGUUGUCGCAUUGGCAUAGGGAUCAUUCGGGUGGUCUUCUGCGCGCCAUUCGCUUAAUCAACGAAGCCAAGCAGGCCAAAGGUCUUCCCAGGGGCCUGUUGGCAGAUUUGCACCCUUCGCGCCCCGACUAUCGAGGGAUGACUAUUGGUCAGAAGAUCAUAUCCCUCCAAGCUGAUCCUGCAUUCGAGGAGAUCGAGGCAGCUGGGGCCGUGGCCGACAAACAUGGCGAGGCACAUACUGUUCUCGAUGAUUUCUUUUUUGUAUCGGGGGAAAUCCCUCGGCACACUGCCUACGAGAACGGGCUGAAGGGAGGGAUGCGCUUCAGCCACGAGGAUAACGAUUGGUUUUCCGACGAGCUCAUUGCUGAUGAACGAUUCUUGAUGUGUAAUCUGAAAGGCAUGUUGGUCACGCACAAGCGGAAAGGAAUCGUCAUGUUCACGGGCUGCAGCCAUGCUGGAGUGGUCAACGCGGCCAAGCAUGCGGUUGAAUGCCUGGAUGGUUCUGUUCCUCUUCAUGCGGUUGUGGGGGGCUUCCAUCUGGCCACUAGUGAGGAACAGCAGACGGAGAGCACGAUCAAGGACCUGAAGAAGCUUGAUCCGGCUGUGCUUCUGCCUGGUCACUGCACGGGUUGGCGGGCCAAAUUCGCCAUCGAGAGGCUUAUGCCUGGGACUCUGGUGCCUUGUACAGUGGGCAUCAAGAUCACAUUUUGA